Cucurbitaria berberidis CBS 394.84 is the source of this 1457-nucleotide messenger RNA. Its product is annotated as P60-like protein. The coding region runs from base 27 to 1307 and encodes 426 amino acids. The transcript has 3 exons. Lineage: Eukaryota; Fungi; Ascomycota; Dothideomycetes; Pleosporales; Cucurbitariaceae. Gene Ontology annotation, cellular component: nucleolus. The record is from RefSeq and is a predicted model, not a curated record. Gene Ontology annotation, biological process: rRNA processing; ribosomal large subunit assembly. Gene Ontology annotation, molecular function: 5S rRNA binding.
CUAAGAUACAGCAACGAUAACACACCAUGGCGGAUACAGAAUCAGCGCCCGCGCAGUACAAACAGCCCAGCCGUAAAGGCAAGAAGGCCUGGCGCAAAAAUGUCGACGUCACACAGAUCCAGUCCGGCCUCAAGGACGUGCAGGAUCAGAUUAUCCAAGGUGGUGUCAUCGCGGAGAAGACUUCGGACGAGCUCUUCGCAGUCGACGUAAUCGGCUCUGCAGAUAUCCAAAAAGAAGUUGCGAGGCGCCACAAGCCCCUCAAAGCCGACGAGAUUCUCGCCCAGCGCUCCGCCGUCCCUGCAGUGCCCUCCCGCAAGCGCCUCUCUGAGAUUGACGACGAAGGCAAGAGGAAGAAGGCCAAGGUCUCAGGCAAAGAAUAUGACAGGCUAAGGCAAAUCGCAUAUGGAGGCGAGCAAGUCAAGAAGGACGUCGUCCAGUCUGGCAUGACCGCGGACCACGACCCCUGGGCCGUGCAGGAAGUUAAGAAGGACCCGAGGUUCUCUUUCUUGAAAGAGAAGAAGGCCAAGGUGGAACCCGUUACACUGAAACAUGCACCCCUCUCGCAGGCAAAAAAUGGAAAAGCUAUCCCCGCAGUACGCAAACCUACGGGUGGAAAAUCGUAUAACCCCAAGUUCGAGGACUGGCAAAACGAACUCAUGCGCGAAUCCGAUAAAGCGGUUGACGCGGAAAAGAAACGUCUACAAGAAGCCCGCGAAGAAGCGGAGCGCAUGGAGAGGGCGGCCGUGGAAUCAGAGUCUGAUUCUGGCGAAGAGAGCGUUUGGGAGAGCGAAUGGGAAGGCUUCAGUGACAACGAGAAUGGAGGGGUGAAGACGAAGAGACCGGAGAGGAAGUCGCUAUCGCAGCGGAACAAGAUCAAGAGGAGAAAAGAGGCAGAGCGGAAAGCGAAGCACGACGCGAAGAUGAAGGCUAAGGAGCAGCAAGUACAGGAGAUCAAAAGGCUAGCAAAGAGCGUGGAGGAGAAGGAGAAAGCGAGGGCUACUAUUCAGCAGGCUCUUACGGACAAGAUCGCCGAGAUAACGUCUGAAGACGAGGGCGAGGAAGUAGAGCUUAGGAGGAGGCAAUUGGGCAGGACUCGUAUUCCAGAGGCUCCGCUCGAAGUUGUCCUGCCAGAUGAACUCCGCGAUUCACUUCGUCUGCUCAAGCCAGAGGGUAACUUGCUCAAGGAUCGUUUCAGGAGCAUGAUGUUGCAGGGCAAGGUCGAAUCGAGGAAGCAAAUACCGUACGCCAAGCAGAAGAAGUACACCGUGUCGGAGAAGUGGAGUUACAAGGACUGGACACUCAAGUAGACGGAUGCAAGCCACCCAAAAGGCGGAGCGACUCGGUCUCAUACAUCAGACAUUAUCUUGCAAUAGCGCAUCAUCUGCGGUUCACUCUUACAUAUUUUCACACGUGUGUGUAAAUACAAAUUGCCUAGAAUCCUGGCGUUCAGGUUAGUC